Parnassius mnemosyne (clouded apollo) is the source of this 2940-nucleotide messenger RNA. The record is from the annotation of a GenBank genome assembly. Lineage: Eukaryota; Metazoa; Arthropoda; Insecta; Lepidoptera; Papilionidae.
AUGUUAGAUGAAAUUUGUGAGAUAUCUGACUGUCUUAAUAUAAAUCAAUUUCUAAACGAUAUUCCUAAUUACCAUGUUAAUCUAUUGUGCAUUCAUUUUAAUAUCAGAUCCCUAAUUAAAAAUUUCGCAGCACUUGAACAAUGCAUAAUAACGUCAAAUAAACCUAUAGAUGUCGUAAUUCUAACUGAAGUUAAUGUAAUGGAUAAUACUAGCUGUUUGUUUCAUAUCAAUGGCUAUCAAAUGUUUACUGCGUUAAGAAAAUCUAGAAGGGGUGGCGGUAUAAUCAUUUACGUCAGUAACAAACACAAAUGCAACAUAAAAACUAUAAAAACAAAACACUUUGAAAACUUAUUACUAACAAUCACCACUAACUCAAAUUACAUUACGAAUAUAUGUGCCGUAUACCGCCCUCCCAGCUCGAGUAAAAACCUUUUUAUUGACGAACUCCUAAACCUAAUCGACAAUUACUCUUGUGACACAGAUUUAUACUUACUAGGCGAUAUAAACAUUGAUCUGAAAUUAGACAAUCCUGCAAAACAUAAAUACAACAACAUGUUACACAGCCUAGGUCUUUUGUGCGGGAUCACAGCAUAUACAAGGAUCGAAUUAAGUAAUGGAAGGCUAAGUAAAAGCUGCAUAGAUCACAUUUACGCACGAUCCCGUACACAAGACCUAUACACAGCGGCAAUCGGUACGACACUGGCCGACCAUCGGGCGGUUAUAAUAGCCUGCGUCGGACCACGAACACAGGCUGUCCCAACAUAUAAAAUAUGUUUAAAUAAUAAAAAAUUGAAUUCACUAUUAGAAGAGAUAGAUUGGACGCCCACUUACGACAUGACCUGCCCUUUAAAUAUUUACAACUAUAUUUAUACAAAAUUUACAGAAUGCUAUAAAAAAUCAGAAUAUUCAAUCAAAAUUAAUACUAAAAUUACGCGAAUUAAUAACGACUGGAUAAAUAAUAAAAUCAUCAAAGCCUGUGAGUAUAGGGACAAUUUAUUUUUUCAAUGGAUAAAAAAUACAAAUAAUAUGAUUUUAAAACUAAAAUACAAUAAAGCUAGAAACAAUGCCAAUGCAUUGAUUCAAAAAACUAAAAACAAAAACACUAAGUCAGAAAUAAUAUCCAACAAAAACAAUACUAAAAAUUUGUGGUCUAUCUUAAAUAGAUUAACGGGUAGAAUAAAAUCGUCUAUAGAUGACGGCUUAGAACGCUCUUUUGGCAACAAUAACAAUUCAUCGAAAGACGUUGCAAAUAAAUUCGCUGUCACAUUCAAUAAUAGUGUCAAACAAAUAAUAUCAAAAUGUCCCGAACCAUUGCUCGACAAAAAAACCUAUGCAGUAUCAGCAAAUGUGAGUAUGAGAUUUAGGUCUGCAGAACCCAAAUCAAUAACAAAAAUACUAAAAUCUCUUAAUAGUAACAAAGCUCCUGGAGUAGAUAGGAUAAGAGCCAUUGAUGUAAAAAAGAUGUGUGACAAAAUUUCAUUAACCAUUGCUAAACUUAUAAACGCAUGCAUUCUCACUGGCAAAUACCCAAAAUUACUAAAGACCGGCAUUGUGAGACCAAUUCAUAAAAAAGGUAGCCAGGUGGACUACCUCAACUAUAGACCAAUAACCAUAUUGCCUACGAUCAACAAAGUAGUAGAAAAAUAUGUAGGAACUCAAAUACAACACUUUUAUGCCAAUAAUAGUAUACUAACUUGCAACCAAUACGGAUUUCAACCACAUAAAAGCACGACUCAACUGCUAUCUACUUUCACUGACAGUAUUUAUAACCACUUAGAUAAAAAAGAGCAUAUAUUGGUCGUCUUCGUUGACUAUAGUAGGGCAUUUGAUACUCUCAGACAUGACAAGCUUCUACAAAGCUUGAACGACAGUGGGGUCAGAGGUAAUCUACUAACUUGGUGCGAAAACUACUUACAUGAUAGAAGCUACCAAGUUAGGAUCAGUAAUGUAGAUAGUUUCUCAGUUUUAGUAACCGAAGGUACUGCCCAAGGCUCCGUCUUAGGACCCUUACAUUACCUCACCUACGUAAAUAAUCUCUCAAAUGCAAUAAAACAGUGUGAGUUGUACCAGUUUGCGGACGACACAUGUCUAGUUGCCACAGGACGAAACAUCGAAGAUGCCCUUACUCGACUUCAAAGCGAUUUUGACAUAUUAGUGAAAUGGUCUCAUGAUGUUGGACUUGUACUUAAUUCCAAUAAAACGAAACUAAUUUACAUCAGCUCUAGUAAAAACAGAAGCACUUUUAGAUUAAAACUUAUAGCACACAACCAUCAAUGUCUACAUUUAAAACAAUCAAAUAACACUCAAUGUAACUGUGACACCAUAGAACAAGUAAGUAAAUAUACAUACCUUGGACUCGUAAUCGACGAUCGGCUAAACUGGAAGGAGCAUAUUAACCAUGUGAGUGACAAAUUAAGGGUAAUAUUAGCCAAAUUCUCAAUUAUAAAAUCUAAAAUACCUUAUAAAACACUUCUACUACUCUAUAAAUCCCUGGCUGAGUCUAUAAUAUCCUAUGGGUUGUCCAGUUAUGGAAGGACCUCUAAAACACACCUAGACAAUAUUUUUUCACUCCAGCUACGUAUACUAAAAAAAAUAGUUCCUAUAAAAAUAAAAGAUACCUUUAAAGAUUACCGUAAGCUAUUUGCAUUUUGUAAAAUUUUACCAAUUCAUGAAAAAGUAGAACUAACUCUUUUAUCACAAUAUUAUUUUACUGAAAAUCUACAAAAACUACACAAAAAUUAUUCAAUCCGUAGACAAGAUAAUCUUAGACUACAACUACCUUCUUAUAAUAACCUGUAUGGUAAAAAACGAUUAAAUUACAUAAUACCUUAUCUAAUUAACAUUAUACCUAAUCCUAUUAAAGAAAAAAUAACAUAUAAAAAUCUAAAAAACAUCUUGAAACAAUAUUUUCUACAAAUAAUAAACAAAAAAUACACAUAA